Molecule: messenger RNA, 1466 nt
Organism: Sinocyclocheilus grahami
Lineage: Eukaryota; Metazoa; Chordata; Actinopteri; Cypriniformes; Cyprinidae
Product: eukaryotic translation initiation factor 4 gamma 1-like
Exons: 9
Coding region: 110-1378 (422 amino acids)
Cellular component (GO): eukaryotic translation initiation factor 4F complex
Molecular function (GO): protein binding; mRNA binding; translation initiation factor activity
Source: RefSeq, a predicted model, not a curated record
CUCAGCAGAAGUCAGAAAAAGAAACACAGAGAAGGAGAAAGCAGCUCAUGUCGAGCUCUUCACUGAUCUCAUCCGCUCCAUUGAGAGACGUCAGACUGAACUGCUGGAGAUGAUGGAGGAGCAGCAGAAAGCAGCAGAGAAACAGGAGGAAGAGCUUAUUGAAGAGCUGGAGCAGGAGAUCACUGAGCUAAAGAUGAGAAACACUGAGCUGGAGCAGCUCUCACACACUGAAGAUAACCUCCACCUCCUACAGGUUUACUCAUCUCUGUGCAGCCCUACAAACACCAGGAACCGGCCUGAGAUCAGUAUGAAGACUCAUGAGAGUCUGGAGACUCUGAGGAGAGCUCUGACUCAACUGAAGGACACUAUAGAUGAGAAACUCACACUAACUGUCUCUGCAGAGCUGAAGGUGAUGCAGCAGUAUGCAGUGGAUGUGACUCUGGAUCCUGAUGUAGCUCAUCGUAAACUCAUCCUGUCUGAUGAUGGAAAACAACCGUCUGGACUGAGUGGCCCUCAUCGUUCAGGUCAAGGUCAGCUGCAGAAGAUCAUGUCGAGUGUUUCCCUCACUGAAGACGUCCAGCUGAAUAAAGUGGAGAAGGUCUGGAAACCAUCAGUGAAGCGCAGCGGCCGUGCCGACGAGGACGAGCCCGAGUUCUUGAAGACGCAGGAGCUGUUCAAACACAUGGAGAGCGUGUUGAAUCAACUGACGCCGCAGAUGUUCCAGCCGCUGAUGAAGCAGGUGACGAAACUGACCAUCGACACAGAGGAGCGCCUGAAAGGAGUGGUCGAGCUCAUCUUGGAGAAGGCCAUCUCUGAGCCCAACUUCUCUGAAGCCUACGCCAACAUGUGCCGCUGCCUCAUGGGGCUGAAAGUUCCCACCACGGAGAAACCUGGAAUGACGAUAAAUUUCAGGAAGCUGCUGCUGAAUCGUUGUCAGAUAGAGUUUGAGAAGAACAAAGAUGAUGAUGAAACGUUUGAGAAGCAGAAGAAGCUGGAUGCCGCCACAGGGGAAGAGGAGAAGCAGAGGCUAAAGGAGGACCUUGAGGACGUCAAAGAAAAAGCCCGGCGACGGUCACUAGGCAACAUCAAGUUCACUGGUGAGCUGUUCAAGCUGAAGAUGCUGACGGAGUUCAUCAUGCACGACUGCAUCGUCAAACUGCUGAAGAACCACGACAACGAGAAGAAUCUGGAGUGUCUCUGCUGCCUGCUGUCUACCAUCUGGAAACAUCUAGACCUCGAAAAGACCAAGCCCCGAAUGGAUCAAUAUGUAAACCAGAUGGAGAAAAUUAUUAAGGAGCGGAAAACCUCUUCCAGAAUUCGCUUCAUGCUGCAGGACGUUCUUGAUUUACGACGGUUAAACCGUGAAAAUAGACUCUGAGUGUGUGAUCAUUUACUUCCUUAUUUCUCAUUCCUGACAUUAUUGUGAACAGUUCAUUAAUGCACAUUAUUCUAAAAUAAAAUGUUUG